This is a messenger RNA of Diachasmimorpha longicaudata, 5090 nucleotides long. RefSeq lists its product as uncharacterized. The coding region runs from base 1349 to 1900 and encodes 183 amino acids. Lineage: Eukaryota; Metazoa; Arthropoda; Insecta; Hymenoptera; Braconidae. The transcript is spliced from 3 exons. The record is from RefSeq and is a predicted model, not a curated record.
GGGGUUUGUGUGUGCAAAUAAAUUCGUGUGUUGUUUGUUGACGAAUGGUCAGUAUCGCGCGGGACUCAGUAACAGCCGGUCGCGUUCUGCCGGUUCGUUUUUGUUUCGGAAGAGUUUGUGAGGAUUUCAACGAAUAAUCGAGUCUCGAACUGCUUCAAUCAAGAGUAUGUAUUGAUUUUAAUGAUUUAUUCGAUCGUCAAGUAGUGAAGGAUAUUCUCAGUAAAUCGUUGACUCAUUAAUUUCGGGUUUUGGAAGGGAAAUGUUAUUGUGUAAGUGUCGAGUACUCUUUGUCUUUGGGAAUCCAUUUUUGUUGUCGUGAAUACUGCGGUUGGAUAAAAACACCUUGCGAGUGAAAUAAUCGACGAAACGAGCCAGUGUAUAUUCAUCAUGGGGGACUGCAAGGACAUUCAUCACCUCCAUGACAACAUCAACGUUCGUGUGGAAUGAAUACACCAAAUAUACAAUUAUCCUUAGUGAAAUGAGUGGCUGUGUGGCGUUGAUGAUAUGGUGAGAACGAUAAAAUUGAGUGUCGUGAAUGAUCGAUUUGAUUUUUUCUUCAAUUCUGGGGAUCUAGUGAUUCUGUAAUCGACAACUGCCCAAUUCCCAAGAAGUGUAUGAAAUAUGCAUUAGUCCCAUGGGCUCGAUGUCGAGGAGAAUGUUAUUGUGAGAUUGCUGAUGUUGCUGAGCAGUAAAUCAUGCAAACAUCGAGCGACAUACCAUAAACGAUCUUACGAUCUUAUUAGAAAGAACUAGAUGGCGACAGCGAAUCUUUAUAUUUUGUCACUGUAAGGACAUCAUGACUCUCACAACAUCAUCUGUUCAUAUGAAUUCAACACGUUAAAUACAAAAUCAUGUUGACAAUGUAAUCAGUGGAUCAACUGGCAUAUUUAUCAUGGAAAGAAACUGAUACAAUUGAUUUUAACAAAUGAUUAUGAAUGAUAAUUUUUGCAAGAAAUGAGUUAUUGACAAUCCGAUUGUGUAGUCCUGAUAUUCCAAUGAUAUGAGAACAUUAAGUGGCAUAAAAUGAACGACUAAAUGAUUCUAGAGAAUAAUAGUGACCGUGAACAUUAAACAAUUUCAGUGUUGUGUGAAUAGAUUUAUGCAAAAACCAAUGAAACAUUUGAGGACUUCAUCAGGAAUAUUCAAAUCAUUUUUCAAAUUGUGAUUAAGAUUCUGAUUGUGAUUGUGGUAGUGAUUAAGUGACGUGAAAAAUGUGUUUGGUGAGUGUAAAUCGUGGAUUUUGUGUUUGUGUUUGUGAAAUGGAGCUUUGCACACGCAUGAUGAUCGACUUCUUCUAGAGACACAGCGGCAUGCAUCACCAAGAGCAACACUGGUUUUUUUUGGAAAUAUGGCACCGACAAUUUGCAUGACUGAUAUACCGAAGGCAGGGACCGAUGCACCUUGCGUGAGAAGGAAAUAUUGGCAGGAGAGAGCUAUCAAUAGGCACUCUAGGUUUGAAUUGAAAGAGAUAUCUGUUAAAAAUGGAAAUUGGGAGGCUAAUUGUCAGGAGUUAUCUUUACCGGAAGCGAGAAUACCUGAGGAGCCUAAAUAUGUACAAUGGAGGAUUCUCGAGAGACGAAGAAAAGAAUUAUUGGACAUUGUCAUUCGAACUCUGGUCCUUGUUCGCCGUAACCACAGACUCCAAAAACGAAUGGAUGCUCUAUGUCUGGAAACACAACAGUUCGUCAGAUCUCAGCUGAGAAACAGACAACUCGAGAGCGAAGUUGGUGAGAUUUCAAAGCAAUCUAGCAUUCAAUCAUCUUCCAUCGACACCAUGGAAGUUGAUAAUACAAGGCAAAGUAAUAAUAAUGAGCCAGAAAUCAAGUCACCAAAUCCAGUGACAUCCGCCUGCAUUUUAUCGAACACCGACAGCGGUGUAUCAUCCGACUGCUCCUUCUAGGAUCUCAAAAUACAAUUCCAUAAUUCAUGGAAUUAACGAAAUAAUGCUUUCCAUGAUUUACAGGGAAGGUACGAUAUUCUCUUCGUACUUAUACCACUUUUCAUAUCACUGCGUACUAGUAAAACUGAUAUACAUUAAUUACGAUUGGAGAUUAUUCUUAUUCUCAACAUCUCCGGAUUGAGAUAGUGAUUAGUUUCUCGUUUGCAACAAGAGAAGAGAAAAAUUAUUUCACUGAUAAUCCUAGGCAUUGCUUAUACGAGCAAUUGAACCAUACGAUGCAUAUUUAUAUGUAGAGAGUAUUAGAAAUAUUUUUUAAAAUAAUGCAUAAUAUUGAGAAUGGCAAAUAGAGACAAUUGUCUCCGAAUCUUUUCCAGAUAUUAUUUUUUAAUGAAUUUAUUUCAAACUCUGGAGUAUUCAGAAGAACAUGUCGUGCCUGAUGACUUAGAGAUUUUCGAUAAUCGCAGUAAUAAUUAGUCCUUUACAAUUUUGAGAAAUAGAUUGAUGAGCCCUAGGUGGGGAGAAUCGUCCAGAAAGGAUUGAAUGAAAACUCAGUUGUAGACAUGUUUCAUCAAAUCCCAUCGGAGAAGCAAUUACAUUUCACAAAGUAAAUAAACCGUCGAAAAUUGCAAAAGUAGAUAGCUAUGCAAGAAUUCUUUCCAGAAUUAUUUAUCGUAUACUCGGAUUUCGUUUAAACUGCUGAUUCAAGUCAAUUUUGAACUAUUUAGAUGAUCCGAUUACGGGUUUAACUAUUACGGAGCCAUUAUAUUACGGUAAAAAAUAUCACGUAAUGAUAUUACUGAAUUAAUAGAGUAAUAGACCAAGACGAAGUUAUUGAUCGAUUAUUCAACAAGAAGAUUCUGUAACUGAAGGUGUUUAUAAUCGAAUAUUCCACAAGAUGCCUCGAAAUAAUUAAUAUACUUCUACAAUUCCUUCUAGGAUAAAAUUUAAAUAAUGAAUAAUUCAACAAUACUGUCAACGAUCAAUAGUUCGCCAAUUUUAAUACCAUUCAUUGAAAAAUUCAGAUAUUGUGAGUAGUGUGGAAAAAAAACAAAUGAAAGCACCAUUCUAGUAAUAUAUAACUUUUUAUUAAAAAAUAUAUCAAUACUAAUCAUACUCUGAAAUAAUUUUCAUUGUUGCAUUAAUUAUCGUAACACUUUGGGGCCAUAUUUUUUACCGUAAUAUUCACACUGAAAACUGCAAUGAAAUUCUUUUAAACUGCUGAUGCAAAUGAACUCUUGGUGUUCGAUGACUCACAAAUUUUCGAUGAUCGCAGUAAAUAAUUCUUCACAAUUUGAGACAUAAAUUGAGAAAGUCUAAGGGGCGUAAAUUGCCGAGAGGAUAUUGAAUGAAAAUUCAAAUGUGAAAACUUUAUAAGAAGUUUCGUGGAAGAGUAAAUUAUAUUUCAUCGAGUGUGUGACGUUUAUUUCCUCCUGGAAUAAACGCCUGGAGAAUUACAUACGAAGAAAAUUCUUUCAGAAACUUCACAUAUUUUUCAUAUCCAUGGCACUGCAAGUCUUUCAAAGUGUUGAAAUAAAUUAUCUCUGGAAUAUUUAGAGAAACAUCACGUGCCUGAUGAUUUCGCAAUUGUUGAUAAUCGCGGUAAUGAUUAGUCCUUUACUUUUAAAUGAAGUGAAUCGUCGAGUUUUUUGACGAACUCAAGUCCAUGAAUUAAUGUCUGACUGUUUAUGGGAUGUUGAUGAACCUUCGGUUGAGUGAAAAAUAGAAAAAAGUCGAUUUCAGUGGAAUAAAAAAUUUAAAACUUGAAAGGAAUAGAGUGGUUCCCCCACUGGACGGUAUUGCCCACUUAGACACAUCGAAUCAUACUCCAGUGCCCUUCAAUCUGUGUGUCUAUCUGUUUUUUCUAAAUAUUUUUUCGGAAACGACUUAAAGAGACGAUUUCCGCGCAGCUAAAGUUUCAUCCGAAACAUCACAAUUUUUGGCUUAAAUAAUGUAGGGUAAUUAGAGUUAGUUAGGCUCUUGGCAUAUCAGUACAUGACGUUUUUGAUAAAAAUCUUACAAUGGUGUUGAAAUUGAUAUCCGAUAAAUGCUACCUGCACGUUAGAAUGAACCGAAUGGUGAGAAUGCAUGGAAGCAAGAGAGAAACAUCACUCGUGCAACAUUUCGGAUACAUUGAAUUUUUUUAUUUUGGGGCUUGGAAAGCGUUUACAAGAACUAUUUCAUGUCGUGCUUAGACACACGUAGAAUAUUAUCAACCAUGUAGAUUGUGAUUUACUCUCUCGAUAAAUGAAGAGAGCACUGGUUCGAGGGUUGCAUGACUAAUCAACUGAUGACAACUCAACACAAAAGAUGAACAAAUGAUGAAUAUUUUUCUCAUUACACUGUGCGCAAAAGGCCCUUUUCCACACAUUGUGAUGAAAAAGACGUUUGAUACCCGGGAGAAAGAUAUUAAUUUUUGCUCGGGGAAUUAUAUUAAGGCCCUUCAACCUGUGCUAUAAUACCCCCCAACGAGUCAAAAACUAUUUUUCUGCAUUCGUAUCGAAACAAAGUAUUUUGCACUAAAUGUGACCUCUGGAUAAUCAAAGCCGCGGCAUUCAAGAUCGUGCAAUGCAAAUUGGUUGGUAUUUGUGCGAUUCCAAUGAGCAACAGCUCAUCAUCAAAUUUACCUCAUUUUUUAAAUGAAAAAAAAAUUUUUUUACGUAAACAAUACGAUUUACAGAAGAAAUUGCCAGACGGAAGUUGUAACUAAAUAAUUUUUUUCCACACAUAAUAAUUCUCAAUUUUCCAAAUCCAAAGUGGUUGUAUACGCAAUAUUUACGAAUCAAUGGGCGUAUUCAAUGAACAAAUGUGUUCCCACAAACACAGUACGGGAAACAAUAGGAAAUUCCGAAUGAAAAUUGUUCACCUAUUUUAACAACCUUUACCUAGACUGCCAGAUAUAAAAGGACGCAGGGUGAACCACAGUUGGAAAUAUUUUCUGUGUUGAGAUGACGGUGUAUUGAAUAGUUAUGAAAACGUUUCGAGUAAAAAAUAAUAAUUAAGGUGAUAGUGUGAAUGAUAUCACGCAAUGUUCAAAGCGUAGAUUAAGUGAUUGGAUGAUUUAUUUAUUUAUUCCAUGAGAUGAUGAGACAGGAAAGGCCUGUCAAGUGAUUGAUAGAUAGAUUUCAUCUAAAGUAUUAUAAUGUAAUCUUAAUAUUGGAACUGUAAAAUAAAUAGUCCAUUAUUUAAAAUA